UGCCGGCAAGGCUAUCCAUACCUAGUGCAAAGGAUGAUUGAUUAAUGUGCCGCUUUGCUUGAUCCCACGGUUCUCGUUGGGCAAGUCCCACAGGGAUGUGCCUUGCAUGUGAGGAAUUGCCGAUUCGCUGUCAGAUCCUCUACGAAGACCUGUGUUCCGGCGGUCUCCGACGAUGACUUGAACAAGGUCCAGAGCCAGAACCAGACCAACGACUUCAUCGCCCAUCGCCCAACGACGAACUGACUUAACUGCUCGCGUGCGUGAGGGGGCUGCAUUGUAAAAGUGGAAAUUUUGAUCCCCCGAAUGAUACCUCGAUUUACCGUUUUGACCAUAGCGUCUGACGCGCGUGGGCACCCUGUCCAAUAUUGGCUGGUGUUAAUGGGGGGGAAAGGGGACGUGCCAUGCCUACCAAAGGCGUUGCAAAGUGACGUUGUAAAAGGCCCUUGUUUGACUUUGCCGCAGGGGGGUUUAUGGCUCGUUAAAACGUUGAAACGAGAUUGGUGCGUGUGCGCGAGUGGAUGCGUUUUGCUUGUUGUUGGUGCGAAAUGCAUACAAGUCGUCAACAAAUGCAAAUCCACUUCGACACCUUGCAGAAAAAGGAAGAAAACAAAGAAGAAACAAGAUCCAAUGAUGUUGGUUAUUGGCGUUACCGUUGGUUGAGGUGGAACUGGCCCAGAUAACACAAAAAAGACUCGCUCACCUGAAGUGUGGGAGAGGGAAUAAAGAGGACAAAAAACCGAAAUGAUUGCGGAGCCAACAUUGAAAAUGAGGCAGA
Molecule: messenger RNA, 775 nt
Organism: Pyricularia grisea
Lineage: Eukaryota; Fungi; Ascomycota; Sordariomycetes; Magnaporthales; Pyriculariaceae
Exons: 2
Coding region: 304-660 (118 amino acids)
Source: RefSeq, a predicted model, not a curated record